Coregonus sp. 'balchen' is the source of this 29994-nucleotide messenger RNA. NCBI's taxonomy places the organism in Eukaryota, Metazoa, Chordata, Actinopteri, Salmoniformes, Salmonidae. The record is from the annotation of a GenBank genome assembly.
AUGAAGACGGUCACAGGCCCAGACAGAAGGGGGACAGCAGGUUUGGUAGAAGCAGGGCUGAGACAAGUGACAGGUGCAGCUAGCUAACACAAGCCUGGGCCAGAGACGUGACAGACAGACAGACAGUAGCUAAACACCUAGAGGAGGAGUAGUGUGCUGUACGUGUGGACAGAUUGACAGGAUGCCAGGGCUGGAUGGAGAGUAUUAAUGUAUAUCACUGUCACUGCUGCUGUUGUAGUAGUUAGGUAGAAACAUGGGCAGUGUUCAACCAACACCCCCCCCCCCCCCCCCUCUCUGCCGCAUCCAGCCUGGUAAUGUUUAAUGGCAGCUGGACAGGGUGAUAUACAGUAGACUGGCUGUAAUAAAAGAAAAGGGCAGGAAGGCAUAUAUUACCAUUCAUUAAUGAAGGUACGGUACAUGUUUCUUUUUCAAAGAAAUCUAUCUGGUGGUAAUUAGUGUAGGCUAUACAAUAAUGAUAAGUCCAUGGAACAGCAGAAUGGGUGAAAAGCUAUAUUUGUGUUGUUAGUCUCCUGUUUAUUGAAAUCCUUAUUCAAUUUAUUGUAAUUGCAAAUAUAAGCUUCCUGCCCUUUCAGCGUUGUCCUGGGGAAAUUGUGCUUCAUAAAAGGAGAGAACAAGUGAAUACAGUAUGUCUCUGUACAGUAUGUGAAGCCCCUAUAGAUCUGCAUCGAUGUGAUCCUCCCUUGCAAAUCACAGUAUUUCGCGCUGGCACUGGCUGUACUCCAAUAGUUAGCUGCUGUUGCCCGGCAACAUACACCACAGUUCAACUCAGCUUGGGCACCCAGUCGAAGUGAGCUCCCAUCUCACCCCCCCCCCCCCCCCCCUCUCUCUCUCUCUCUCUCUCUCUCUCUAGUGUGUUUUCACCAUGCCUGGUAUUCUCUCCCUCAUUACUGUCUUCCAUUUCUCUCCCUCUAAAUCCUCCCUCCUUUUCUCAGUUUCUUCAAAUGUUUCUUUAUCUCUUGCUCUCCUCUACUCUCUCAUCCCUCUCUCUCUCCCCCUCUCUAAUGUCCACCAGUAUCUCCCUGACUUCUCAGUCUUUUAGCGUUAGAGAGUAUCAGAAGGACAGUACUGUCUGUUGUGAUAAUACAUACACUAAGGGAAUUAUGCACACUAACAAACACAUACAGACAUGUCUACAAACACACCAGGCAUGCAGGAUCUCUAGUCUCUUUAUUAGGCACAGCACCUACCACUGCGGUUCUACCAUUAGGGCUCUUUGAGUCUAUUUGAGUGGCUGUUCAGUGACGUCUGUCGGUUAGACUGAGUCACAAACGCACCAGACAGGCCACUGAGAUUGUGACACGUUCUCUUGAUCACACAGAUCUGCCUCAUCUCGCUCCUGCUAGCAGUGAGAACACUAUCUGGUUUAUAGCGUUGAGGGGGAACACUUAGGAGCCUCAAAAUUCACUAGCACAUACAGUGUGUCCUUUUACAAACAUUAAGAAACAGGCACAUUUAUUUGCUCCAAGUAAUUGCACAAACUCGUACAUAUACUGAGUGUACAAAGCAAUAGGAACACCUUGCUAAUAUUGAUUUGCACUCAGAACAGCCUCAAUUCAUCAGGGCAUGGACUACAAGGUGUGGAAAGCAUUCCACAGGGAUGCUGGCCCAUAUUGACUCCAAUGCUUCACACGGUUGUGUCAAGUUGGCUGGAUGUCCUUUGGGUGGUGGACCAUUCUUGAUACACACAGGAAACUGUUGAGCGUGAAUCACCCAGCAGUGUUGCAGUUCUUGACACAAACCGUUGCGCCUGUCACCUACUACCAUACCCCUUUCAAAGGCACUUAAAUCUUUUGUCUUGCCCAUUCACCCUCUGAAUGGCUCACUUACACAAUCCAUGUCUCAAUUGUCUCAAGGCUAAGAAAUCCUUCUUUAACCUGUCUCCUCCCCUUCAUCUAUACUGAUUUGAAGUGGAUUUAACAAGUGAAAUCAAUAAGGGAUCAUAGCUUUCACCUGGAUUCACCUGGUUAGUCUGGCAUCGAGUGUUUUGUACACUCAGUGUUUAUUUGGAAACACAAUACAGUCAGGUAUACACACCUACAGUAUAUGUAAGCACAGAGACAAACACAUUAACAUUCACCGUUCAGGCAAAUACACUAGCCCAAAACACAAACGCACACAGACAUACACUAACAUGGACUUUCACACACAUGCACAGACACAGUGCACAGAUAAAACAAACACACACGCACACACACACACACACUGUUGACUGGGAUUCAUUUACCCCAGUGAAAAUCUCAUGCCAGGCCAGGGCUCAUUAUCCCAGCAGCAGGAACAUGAGAGUUCUCUCUUUUCCCCCUCUAGUCAAGCAUCCAUUAUUUAGCAACAUGUUGAUUACAUUGAGCCUCAGCUCGGAGAUCUCUCUGCUCUCUCUCUUCCAUUCCACCAGCGCUCAGCUCAGCAGCUCCCCAUAACCACAUGCACUGAGCAACACAAAUCUCUAGCCGACAAACUUGGCCAUAUUGCUAUAUUGCACUGUGUGUGUGUGUUUGUCUCAGACAACCAUAUUGAAGGGGGUGGAGCACCACUCUGCUUUAGGUCAUGGUUUCAGCUGGCAUUUAUUAUUACAUUUCAGUCAGCAACAGGUUUAGAGCCGAGACACUGGUGAGGGAAUCUCUAUCCAAUCAAAUACUUGUAUAGGUUUGUACAGUAGUGUGUGGUCCUCUGUAGCUCAGCUGGUAGAGCACGGCGCUUGUAACGCCAAGGUAGUGGGUUCGAUCCCCGGGACCACCCAUACACACAAAAAAAUGUAUGCACGCACGACUGUAAGUCGCUUUGGAUAAAAGCGUCUGCUAAAUGGCAUAUUAUUAUUAUUAUUAUUAUUAUUAGUGUUACUGGGUGAUGAAAACCCCAGGUCUAUAUAGUUGUGAGUUCACAGUUGCAUUGUCCUAUGGGUCAAAGGACCUGCCUGAUGUGUGCUGGUUUUCAUUCUAACUGGUCCGUGAUAUAAGAGCACAACGGUGUUGGAUUUAGUAUCCAAUCUGAAUCAAACAUAAUUGUCUAUGACCGAUUGAUUGGAAUGCAAACCUUCUUUCAUAGUAAGGCUGCAGGUCCAGCAAUGAGAAAGGCUGCUGCAUCAGUAAGCGUGGCUAAAUUAUUUUGGUUUAAACCUUUUAUAUUAUGCAGCAUGCAAAGCCAACACCAAAGUCUUCGCCCACUGACAUACACAGAUCAGCUUCUAUGCAGAAAAGUCCCUUUGUUGCUCCCAAAGCAAUGGAUGUGAUGUUUUUCAGAGGAUGUCUGCUAGAUAGGUACUGUCUUAUUCAUGGUGUUAGAUUUGUAUUAACGACCCAGUGAAGUUAUUCCUUCAAAUUAAAGUUUUGUUUCCUGUCGUAUUACAGUAAUAUUGGCUUUCACAUCAAAAAUUACUGCACCCCCUGUUGGAAUACAAUACCAUCAGUUCCCUCUUUUUAGGGAUUGGAAAUACAUACAGUAACUACUCAGAUAGUAGUGGUAAAUAAUGCCCAUUUUACUCUAUGUUGAGCAGACUUUUGUUAAACUGUUUAUACAUACUUCAGAAUAUGGAUUUUUGAUUUUUAUAGAUUGUAAAUUUACAGCGAUUAAUAAAUUAUAAUAAACUGUGGACGCAUCCAUAAUUAAAGUAGGUCACAAUUUGGGAGGAUUUGUUUCAGCUUGACAGCAUUCUGUCAUGCAUUCUGAGACAGAACUUUCCGCUCUGCAAUUUAUGCAUAAAGAAAAAAGAGUUUGACUUUCUUUAAGGUGUCUUGAAGGGCGGGGUAAGCUUUAUGCAUAUAAGCACCAAAACUGAACGGGCUGAGCAGUUGUAACCAAAGUAUUGGAGGAUAGAGUAUCUGUAUUAGGCAUUUGUUGUAACUUGAAUUGUAGAAGCCGGUACAAUGAAGACAUCUAACUAACCUGUGGCGAUCCCUUGUUGUGUCCUCAUAGUGGCACACAAACAUUCAGCACCAGCACGAACUGAAACAUGGGACUGGUCGCCCGAUUCAGCACCACGGCCGUUGAACAGCGCCACACCAGGCAGCUCCUAAUGAAAUGUUUCAACGCACCUGUGUUGGGCUCUGUGCAGGUCUGCUGAUAGACACUCUGCAAUGCUUUUAUUGCAAUACUGCUCUCAGGCUAUUUGGUAUCCGGUUUCCCCCUGUGAGCUGGCUGUACAAUUGAUGCUCGGUGUUCAACUGAUAUACAGUGUGCUGAUAUACAGUGUGAGGGUCUCUAAGGGGAGUGGUCUUUGUUUCCUGUCUCAUGAUGGUUUGAUUUGAUGAGUCUGUUUCUUCUUCUCAUUGGCUCUCAUCUACCCCACCUCCUAUAUCCAGGUCCCUCAGCAUUUGGAUAGGAUUGUACUGUACUACAUGAAGUCAUGUUCCCUGUACAAUACAUCCCGCAGAGGGAACUAGCGUCAUAGGAAGGACAAGCUAGCCAAUGUAGAAUAAACCUCUGCAUCAUCAAUCUGGACCAGAGUUAAAGUAGCUUGCAAACAUUAUCACAUAAAGUAAUUGGCCAGCUAUUAUAAUUUUUUUAACAAGACAUUAUGCGAUUAGAAUUCUUUGGGAUCUGUUCCCAGUGCUUAACUUUAGGUGUGAAGUAUUUGUGUCCUAGUCUCAGAGCAGGUGAUUACGAUCUGUCUUCUCGUCCCAUUGGGGUGUGUUGUCUCACUGUGCUGUCUCACUGUGUUGUCUCUGUUUUCUCCUCAGCCGUGCCCUUCCCCCUGAGUCAUCACCUCACAUUGAAGGAGGUGUUUGACAGUGAGGGGAAGCCCAGGGUGGACCUGCUCAAAGCCCACCUCACCAAGGAGGGCCGCGUGGAGGAGGCCGUGGCACUACGCAUCGUCAAUGAGGGCGCCGCCAUCUUGCGCCAGGAGAAAACCAUGCUGGACAUAGAAGCACCAGUCACAGGUGAGGAAUAGAGAUCACCUUUACAUUAGACUUUGGUGAGACAAAUGUUGACUAACAUUCACAGCGUUCAUAUCAUGGUCCAACAGCGUGAAGGAAGGAAGAGAGUCAAAAUGUUGAAGACAGAACUGUCAGAAUAGAUAUGAUUUAUUCUGGUUAUUUGGUCCAGUGGCGAGUGAGAAAGAGUAUUAUGAAUGACUAGGUUGCUGUGAGAGUGGGUCUGUGGGCUUAAAGUGCUUCAUACUGAGGGACUCUUUUAUAAGCAGGUUAGCGUAAGAGUGAGUCUGAGCUCUAGAGUAAACCUGCACUGUAGAACAGUUGGUAUUUUGGCUAUCUGGGAGAAUGUACUUUAGAUUGAUGUAUACAUGUAUGUCUGUGUGUAUGUAUGAAGGUGUAUGACUGUACUAUGUCUAUGAGCAAAAACUAGUAGGCAAGUAGAGUGCCUGAAAGUGAAACAGAAAGACAAGAGACUGGGAGUGAGUGUGCAAAUGAAUGACCUGAAAUACAAAAAUAAACUCCAAAGCACCUGACGAGUUGAAAUUAAGAUGAAGAGACUCUCUAUAUGCAGAGUCCCAUAGCAGGUAGCUGUCACUUUCAAGUAUUAUCUGUAUUAUAGUCAUGGACGAAGAAUAUAUUUUUCAAGCACGUCAAGCGCUCUGCAUCUCUCUUUAUCUUUCUUUUCAAGUAUCAGAGCAUCAAUGUUGAGUGUUGUUUGAAGAUACCUCUCAGACAGGGAUGGGCAGGCGCUUAUACAUGAUGAGGACCACAGUAUAUUGAGGCUUGUUCAACCAAUCAUAGAAAUGCAGCUGUUUGUCACCUCACCUGCAUAUGAAGGGUUUGAUUCCAAAACGCGAUAAAUGCACAUUUUUCACAUUUGCAUUUUUUCAUCUGAAAUUAAUGCUCAUGGGUCUCUUUCUAUGGACAUUUACUUCAGAUGUGCUUUAGAAUGUGUUUUGUUGCAAAACGUGAUUUCCCGACACUGCGCUAUGUCCUGAGCCAUGUGUUUAGACAGUUGGGACAUUGAGGUUUCUGCAUUAUGAUGCAUUUACAUGACACUACCACAUUCUAUGGCAGCCAUGUUAGCUCCCGUUAACAGAAUGAGCAUUAUGAUGCAUUUAGCCUACAUGACACUUCAAACACUUCAGCCAUGUUAGCACCCCAUUAACAUUACACAUGGCAUUUAUUAAAAAACAAUAUUACAACAAUAUUACAAAUUCUAAAAGUUGGCCAAACUGUGUAUAUGUUUGUGUAUAUGGCUCUGGCUAUAUCCACUGUCCAGAUGCAUGGAACAUUCCAUAUGGUUUUUGUCGCUGGCGCAAAAGUCAGUCAUUUAGCGAAUCAUUUCCAUUAUAUUUGUCUGUUCAGUCGUAAGUUAGUUUUCUCUAAAUAUAUUUUCCACACUUAGGAACUUAGUCAUCCAGAUGUGGUGAUAGACAGCUGUCACUCUCAGCUGUUAGCCAGCUGGCUACCUAGCGUUACGUUAGCUUUGAGCUCUUCGCUUUGCUCACACUUCGCCGCUAUUGCAGUCGUUGCAUCCCAGCGAUUGGUUCACGUUCAUAGAUCUGAAGGAUGCGUAUUUCUAUGUGGCUAUACAUCCUCCCCACAGAAGGUUUCUGAGGUUUAAUUUCAAGGGUGUGGCCACCGAGUUUCUGGUCCUGCCUUUCGGGCUCUCCCUAUCACCCCGCACCUUUUCUAUGGUAGUGGACGUGGCUUUGACACCGGUGUGGUGCCAGGGGAUCUGCGUAUUGACCUAUCUGAAUGAUUGGCUGGUCAUAGCGGAGUCGAGGGAACAGGUAGAGCUCCACACUGCUACACUGAUUUCCCAUAUUCAGACUCAGGGGUUCAUAGUGAAUCACGAGAAAAGUUGUUUGACUCCGGCUCAACACAUUCAGUUUCUGGGUCUCAUUCUGGACUUUGGUUCUGAAUCAUGUGUUUUGUCUGAACAGUGGAGAGUCGCAUUCUGGCUCUGUCUGGCACAGUUUCAGCUGGGGCACUCUGUGCAUUUUCAUUUGUGCCAGUGAUUAUUGGGUCUGAUGACCUCUAUGAUAGCUGUGGUGCCUCUUGGACUUCUGUUGAUGCGUCUGUGUCAGCGCUGGUUGAUUGCUACGCAUCUGGAUGCAUCUCGCUACUGCCAUCAGUUGCUCAAGGUAUCCCCAUCGUGUCAAAGGGCGUUGACUCCUUGGAAGGACCCGUGUUGGCGGUGGCGUGCAUCAACAGGUAGGGAGGGAGGCGGUCUAAAGGUCUUCACGGUUUCAACAGACCCGAAAUUCAGAGAUCUGACCUGGGACCCAGGGCGGAUCCGGGUCCUAAAUUCAGACUUUUGUCUCGGAUCUGGGUCGGGUCUGAUAUAAUUGCCACAGGUCUCGGGCAUGUGCAAUUAAAAUUGAUUUACCGACUGGACCCGAUUGGACGUCCUCUGUUAAUGUAGUGUUUGUGUGACGAGAACUGCGCGAGCUUGUUAUCUGUGUCAGCCAAUUGAAACUCAAUAAAACAUACAGCUUAUGUCCAGCUGAAACUGGUUCCGGCUGCUCACCUCACUUACGCCUGCUGCUGAGGAGAGAGAGAGAGAGAGAGAGAGAGAGAGAGAGAGAGAGAGAGAGAGAGUGAGUAAAAGGAGCCUUGGCCUAGGCUACUGUUGAUUGCGAAGAUGGAGUCCUUUUUUGUUGAAGUAAAACAAAAGUUAGAGGAGAAAGAGCAUAGUGAAACGAAGCUGACAAGGGGAAGGUCCUCGGGGACGACAAGGGGAAUGUCCUCGGGGACAAGUUUUGAUAUAGCAGUGGACAAAGAUGUGAAGAACACUGGGUGGCCAAAUGGACUAUGUGCCACUCGCUAUUGAGGUUGGAUGCAAUUUUCUACCUUUUAUUUAUUUUUGUAUAUAUUAUCAAUUGUUUAGUCAUUAUUAUUAUUGUAAAUCAUUGUUAUUAUUAUUAUAAUUAUAAUUGUAGGCCUAUUUAAUAAUCUAAACCAGUUCUUUAAAUAGUUUGAUUUUGUUGAGACAUUUUUGUUAGCUAAAUUAAGUUCUAAAGGCAGUGCGCACCGGCACACAAAUAUUAUUUUUACAAUUUGUUUUGUUUGUUUUUAAGGACACGUAACUGUGGAUCAUUUGGCCAAUAUCGCUUCUUUAUUGAUGGCGUUGGCAGGGCCCAGGUUGGAGGUUCUGAAACAGCACGGGUCUGUUUGGGUCUGUUUUCCACUGUCCUUUUCGGAACGGGUCUGACUGUCCUCGGGUCCAUUUGGAACGGGUCUCCGUUUUUUGAAAAUGUAUUUCUGCAUAUUGGGUCGGGUGGGAAAGCCACGGAUCCAUUUCCAACUUUUUGGACCUGUGAAGACCUCUAACUCGGUCUCUCUCUCUCCUACACCUGGCCCAUUAUCCGCUCGCAUGGAGCAGUGCGCAUUUCCUAUCGCUCAGGUUGACGUAUCUUCCCGGGUCUCUCAACGUGAGUGUGGAUCUACUUUCCAGGGGGGUCCUAUCUCUACAGAGUGGAGACUGCACCCCUCGGUGGUUGCCCAGAUAUGGGACCAGUUCGGCAGGUCCGACGUAGAUCUUUACGCAUCGCGAGAAAACGUGCAUUGUCGUCUGUUCUUCUCAAUGAAGGAUCUGUUGGGAAUGGAUGCUUUGGCGUAUUAGUGACCUCUGACCUAUUAGUGACCUCUGAUUAGUUUCCUCCGGUGGACCUGAUCCAGGCCAACGUGGAGAGGGUCCAUCAGGAGGAUCUGUUGUUGGUGCACGGGAGAGUUUGGCACCCACAACCGCAGAUAUGGGAUCUGUGGGUUUGGCCCCUGAAAGGUUGAAUUUGACAGCUAGGGGUUUACCCUCGAACGUGAUUACGACUAUACAGUUGGCACGUGUUUGAGGGUUGGUGUCAGGUGAAAGCAGUUUCUCCUUUUCAGAGAUCUUUGGUGGACAUGUUGAUGUUUUUGAAAGAGAUUUUUGAGCAGGGUAUUUCUUUUUCCACUUUGAAGGUUUAUAUGGCAGCCAUCUCGGCAUGUCAUGUAUGGAUUGACGGCUCUACCCCGGGGUCUCACCACUGGUGGUGCGGAUCCUGAAAGGCGUACGUCGGCUCAGACCAGUGUCUAAGCCUAUGGCACCGACCUGGGACCUGGCUUUGGUCCUGGAUGCUCUGUGUGAACCACUGGAGUGUGGACCUGAAUGUCCUUUCCUACAAGACUGCCCUGCUCAUGGCCUUGGCAUCGCAGUACUCCCUUCCUUGGCAUCGCAGUACUCCCUUCCUGUUUGGAGUUUGCGCCUGGCGACUCCAAAGUGAUGUUACAUCCUAAUGCCGCUUUUGCUCCCAAGGUUAUUGUAUUUCUUACAGGUCCCUGGCUUCCGAGCAGUUGCCUUUCUCACCUCCUCCGCUUUCUUCCAGUGACCAACAGAGGUUGCAUGGCCUGUGUCCGGUGUGCGCUUUCCAAAUGUACACUACAUUAGACACCUGCUCGUCGAACAUCUCAUUCCAAAAUCAUGAGCAUUAAUAUGGAGUUGGUUCCCCCUUUGCUGCUAUAACAGCCUCCACUCUUUUGGGAAGGCUUUCCACUAGAUGUUGGAACAUUGCUGCGGGGACUUGCUUCCAUUCAGCCACAAGAGCAUUAGUGAGGUCGGGCAUUGAUGUUGGGCGAUUAGGCUUGGCUCGCAAUCGGCGUUCCAAUUCAUCCCUAAGGUGUUCGAUGGGGUUGAGGUCAGGGCUCUGUGCAGGCCAGUCAAGUUCUUCCACACCGUUCUCGACAAACCAUUUCUGUAUGGACCUCGGUUUGUGCACGGGGCAUUGUCAUGCUAAAAGAGGAAAGGGCCUUCCCCAAACUUUUGCCACAACGUUGGAAGCACAGAAUCGUCUAGAAUGUCAUUAUAUGCUGUAGCGUUAAGAUUUCCCUUCACUGGAACUAAGGAGCCUGAACCAUGAAAAACAGCCCCAGACCAUUCUUCUUCCUCCACCAAAUUUUACAGUUGGCACUAUGCAUUCGGGCAGGUAGUGUUCUCCUGGCAUCCUCCAAACCCAGAUUCAUCCGUCGGACUGCCAGAUGGUGAAGCGUGAUUCAUCACUCCAGACGCGUUUCUCCAAUGGCGGCGAGAUUUACACCACCAGCCGACGCUUGGCAUUGCACAUGGUGAUCUUAGGCUUGUGUGCGGCUGCUCGGCCAUGGAAACCCAUUUCAUGAAGCUCCUGACGAACAGUUAUUGUGCUGACAUUGCUUCCAGAGGCAGUUUGGAACUCGGUAGUGAGUGUUGCAACUGAGGACAGACGAUUAUUUAGGCGCUACACGCUUCAGCACUCAGCGGUGCCGUUCUGUGAGCAUGUGUGGCCUACCACUUCACGGCUGAGCCGUUGUUGUUCCUAGACGUUUCCACUUCACAAUAACAGCACUUACAGUUGACCGGGGCAGCUCUAGCAGGGCAGAAAUUUGACGAACUGACUUGGAAAGGUGGCAUCUUAUGAUGGUGCCACGUUGAAAGUCACUGAGCUCUUCAGUAAGGCCAUUCUACUGCCAAUGUUUGUCCAUGGAGAUUGCAUGGCUGUGUGCUCAAUUUUAUACACCUGUUAGCAACGGGUGUGGCUGAAAUAGCCGAAUCCACUCAUUUGAAGGGGUGUCCACAUACUUUUGUAUAUAUAGUGUAUAUGGAUAGGACCAAGGAUAUCCGCAUUGUGAGCAGCUUUUGCUAAUCCAGCUCAGGGUAGGGCGCUUUCUAAGCAGCGUCUUUCUCAUUGCAUUGUGGAGGCUAUUACAUUUACAUUUGAGUCAUUUAGCAGACGCUCUUAUCCAGAGCGACUUACAGUUAGUGAAUACAUAUUAUUAUUCAUACUGGCCCCCCCGUGGAAAUCGAACCCACAACCCUGGCGUUGCAAACGCCAUGCUCUAUCAACUGAGCUACACCCCACAAUGGUUGCCUAGCGAUAUGCAUGCUCACUCCACUAGGGGUGUGGCAGCUUCUUGCGCAUUGUUCAGGUGCAUGAUGAUUGGUGAUAUCUAUGCUGCAGCGACUUGGGUUCCCCACAUGCCUUUGUGAGGUUUUAUCGCUUGGCUGUAACUGCUCCCAGUGUGGCUCAUGGUGUUCUUAUGGCUGGGUCCGGGAGUGGGUGUUAGGCAGUGUGGAGGUUGUACAUUUAUCAGGGUUACCACAGUUUUCCUCUGGGUUUGAGCCUCGGGCUGCCGUGGUUCAUCGACUCUGUUUGAUGCUAUGCAGUGUUCUGUUGUUUUGGACUUGCGAUUCCUUGUACGAGUUCUGACAUUUCAGGCUUACAAGGUAAGUAUUGUUCUUGGAACCAUGGGGUGUAUGGACUUGGGCUGCAGUGGCAGCGUGUCAGUGCACAUAGCCAAGUUGCAGCAGGUUCUGGUUCCCUAUAUGGGGCUCUGACAGUUCAGGCCUCAUCAGGCUCUGACAGUUCAGGCUUCUUGGUUAAGUAUUAGGGAAAAAGGUGGCUUCUGUAACCCCUUUUUGGAGUCGGUGAAACCUGUGUAUGCUUGAGCUGCCGUGGGCCUCCUAGUUUGGUACCCUCUGAGCUGUAUGUCCCCUAGUAUGUUAUUCCGAGUGACCGACUGAAAGGGAACGUGCAGUUAUGAAUAUAAUUACUGUUUCCUGAAGGAGGGAACGAGGUAUAACAUAUUUUGUCCCCACAUAUUUGGGCUCACUGAAUUGAGGAAAUGAAUGCGAGCCCCGGUAUUAUAGCCAGGAAGGCGGGGCUUCCGAAGGCGGGCUCAGCAUCCAUUGGCCCGUUGGGAGUGAUUUCAGUUUUCUUCAGGUGAAUAUGAUUGGUUGUUGAUUCCCCAUAGUAUGUUAAACCUCGUUCCCUCCUUCUGGGAAGAAUAGUUAUAUUCAGAACUGUACAGUGACUCCACCCAGCCCACAGUGAUGGUAGAGCUGAACACCCCGACAGUCCGGACUCAUCCACACCACUGAGCAUGAGCACAUCCCAGCCACAGCUGCCUGCCUGCUGGAGCACCCAGGUGGCUCAAAUGGACUAAGAUAACCUUUCAAAAUGCUAGGCACCUUUUGGAUAUUGUAAACGUGGGAAGCCGUUUAGAAGCAAUUGCGAGGGACGGAGAGACGGAAGGACGGAGAGCGUUUAUGUGUGUGUUUGCUGUAGAUAGACAUGUGAAAUAGCUUUCUGAUGGUACUGGGGAACAAUGAUUCAAGUAAUAGUAUUUACCAUUGCGUCUAAUCACAUAGCAGGUAGACCUAUUUACCAUGAUGUCUAAUCACAUAGCAGGUAGACCUAUUUACCAUUACGUCUAAUCACAUAGCAAGUAGAACUAUUUACCAUUACGUCUAAUCACAUAGCAAGUAGACCUAUUUACCAUUACGUCUAAUCACAUAGCAAGUAGACCUAUUUACCAUUACGUCUAAUCACAUAGCAAGUAGACCUAUUUACCAUGACAGUUACUAAAGCAUGCACAAAGCUUCUUGCUUUUAUGAUACGGUCUUGAAAUUAAUAAUAGACGAUUUUCAGGCAUACAUUUUUCGUCUUCAUUUUGGCUUAUCUUACCAAGUCAUUAUGAACAGAGGGUUAGACUAACUCACAACACGUGCACACAAACAACUCGCACACAAAGGCACGAGUCUCACGCACGCACGCAUAGACAAACCUGAAAACACAACAGCACAGCAUAGGCACACUCACUCAUUGGACAUUGCUGGUUCAUUCAGAUACACAUCCUUAUUGUGAUCGGAUUUAAUCUUGCCUCUGUCAUUAGACCAGUAUUCAUGGGAUGCUAGAUGCAGACUAACUUACAUAAUACUGCCUCCAGAAAGGAAGGUAUUGAAGAAUGGUGUGAGAGAGUUACAGAAAAGGGAAAGAAAUAGAGGGAAAGAGAAAGGGAUAGAAAUAGUAAUCAUGGGCUGGGAAACGAGUGAAAGAAAAUAAUGGGAGUAGAGAGAAAAAGAUGGAGAGAUAAUGGAAGAGAGCGAGUGAGAGAGAGAGAGACAGAGGAGGGGGUGGAAGUAGAGGUUCUGUUCUGUGCACAUCAGCCUUUUCUACCCUCCCCCAUGUCUGAAUCCCCUGCCAUACUAAGGCCAUGGAGGAAGAGGAGGGCUGGAGUAAGGCAGUAGAGGACACAGGAACUCACAGUUUACCAUAUUACAUCAGUAGCUAGUGUUCACUUAGACUGGGCUGUAAUGUGAGACCUGACCAAUUCGCUUUGUCAGAUAACUGCCAAUUGUAUAUUUAUCCUGUGUUUAUACAGGUGAUGCCAUUGAGAUUAGAAAUCUAUUUGUACAUGGGGGGUACCUGCCUGUCCUUGUUUGUGUGCUAUAAUUGAGUUUAAAAUAGGAACACUGUGUAUCACCGACAUUAGGGGCCAUAGGUUCUUAUAAAUAUUUUUGUUUCAUUUGGUAUCAGUACCCAUUUUCAUUUAAUUCCUGCUCUGAGAAAGGCAUUGGUUGCCAUUGUGCAGCAUGUGUUAGUUUUCAAGGUAUACUAGGAGUUGUAAACAUGAUGAAUAGACAUAGCCCACUGUACAGAUGGCUCCUCCAACUGGGACUGAGUGAUUGGUGGACAGACUGAUGAAAUGGUUGAUUGAUUGGUGGGAGAUGGUAAAUGGAGACAGGAUACCUUAGUUAGAGUACAGGAGUAGUCCUUUGACCCUCUGGUGAACAAGUGCCACAAAAAUGAGGGUCAUAUGCUUUAUUUAUUUAGCAUGAAAUAUGGAUGAUGAUGUGUGUAUCAGUGCAUAGACAUUCUUAAGAAUAGAGUUGCAAGUGUGGAUCUCUAUGUAAGACUACUGUGUCCUUGCUAUUGCUAGCACUGUGUUUGAAUGUCUGUGCUUAGUCUUACGUGUGCAUGAAUGCAUGUGUGUGUGUAUUUAUGCAUUCAUGUACUACUGUAUGUGCGGUGCGCAAAUACUAUUCGUGCGUGCAAGCGUGUGUGUGUGUGUUGAUUGCUUUACUCACACAAGCAGAGGCUCCCACUCGCGUUGCUCUGAGCUUUGAGUGGGCGAAGGCCACAGUGGAGCUGAUAGAGGGAGACAGAGGCAGACAGAUGGAGGAGAGGGAGGGAAAUAUAGUGAUGAUGAAAGAGAGGAGAUGGGGAAAGAUUGGGAAAUUAGAUGCAGGUUGGUGCUGUAAAAUCCAGUUGUUAUUGUCUCCAGGGGAUUGGAGCCAGCCAGCCAGAGUCCCAGCCUCCCAGGCUCCCUCCCCCAGGCCCAGGGUCCCUGAGCCACACCCACCUCCUACUGGGGUAGAGAGAGGGGCCUCUGGGGGCAAACACCCAGGCAGCAUCUCCAUGCCAACACCGCAUGAGGGCGAGAUAAACAAAAACUCCCAUUUAUUUCAUUAUUUAUUCUCAUAAAAAUCAUAUCACCGUGGCAACAGGAGUUUGCAACUUUUCUCAUCGCUCUCUCUCUCUCUCUCUCUCUUUCUUUCUGUCUCUCUCGCUCUCUCUCACUCAGAGAAAAUCACUGAGCCGAGAAACAGCAUGAAUCUUCUACUGUCUGACUUACACAGGAAAAGCAUGCAUCACACAGGCACUCUCUUUUUCUCAGUACCACACACACACUUUAUCAUAUAUAAAAUGCCUGCUGUGUACUAUAUGUACUGCUAACAGACCCAGUGAUAAUGUGUUCAUGUGUUCUCAUGGUGUGGGAUGUGAUGUUUUGCAGUGUGCGGGGAUAUCCAUGGGCAGUUCUUUGACCUUAUGAAGCUGUUUGAGGUGGGUGGCUCGCCGGCCACGACGCGGUACCUAUUCCUGGGAGACUAUGUGGACCGGGGAUACUUCAGUAUCGAGGUAAGAGACACCCACCAAACACCCUCUUCCCUUAGUGCUCGCAAACUAUCUUUGUCUGUACUUAUAUCAGUGUUUAAUCCAACACCUCAAUUUAAACCAAUGCACAGAGACAGAUAUACCAAAUACACACUGCAGAGAUACACACAAGACACACGCUCUGGUGCUGGUUAAUGAUGACUUCUGCCCCAGGUUAUAAAUCCCCUAUAUUAUCUCUCUACCUGGUUGGUUAUGACUGGAGGGCUUUCCUAAUAGGAGCCAUUAGGAGCUCAUUCUCUCUGCUGAGGCAUAGGCUGCCUUUAGACUGGAGGUAUUCCUGCCGUUUCCACAUGGAAUGAGACGAAUGGCAUCUCUGUCCUGCUGCCUCCCUACCUGUGCCUCUCCGUGUGCUGUGCUGCUUCCCUGCGCUGCGUGAGGAGGAGCUAUAGUGCACUGAAACGCCGCAAAAACACCAGCGCUUCCCCCGGAAUCUGCCGUGAGGAGGAAGGAGGAAUCAUCCAAUCACAUGCAAUCGAUGCUGACACGUUGCCUUUGCAUAAAGGAAGGCUCUCCCGCUGGUCUGAAGGGUUGAUUAUCCCCAAACAGACUGGCUCCACACUAAUUCUCAUGAUUAGCACACUAUCUUUAUCAGCUGUCAGCAAAUCAAUGGCUGGGGGUCCUCAUCUGAUAUAUACUGAACAACAAUAUAAACGCAACAUGUAAAGUGUUGGUCCGAUGUUUCAUGAGCUGAAAUAACAGAUACCAGAAAUGUUCCGUACGCACAGAAAGCUUAUUUCUCUCAGAUUUUGUGCACAAAUUUGUUUACAUCGCUGUUAGUGAGCAUUUCUCCUUUGCCAAGAUAAUCCAUCCACCUGACAGGUGUGGCAAAUCAAGAAGCUGAUUAAACAGCAUGAUCAUUACAUAGGUUCACCUUGUGCUGGGGACAAUAAAAGGCCACUCUAAAAUGUGCAGUUUGUCACACAAUGCCACAGAUGUCUCAAGUUUUGAGGGAGCGUGCAAUUGGCAUGUUGACUGCAGGAAUGUCCACCAGAGCUGUUGGCAGAGAAUUUAAUGUUCAUUUCUCUACCAUAAGCUGCCUCCAACGUCGUUUUAGAGAAUUUGGCAGUAUCUCCAACCGGCCUCACAACUGCAGACCACGUGUAACCACGCCAGCCCAGGACCUCCACAUCCAGCUUCUUCAAUUACGGAAUCGUCUGAAACCAGCCACCCAGACAGCCGAGUAUUUCUGUCUGUAAUAAAGCCCUUUUGUGGGUGAAAAACUCAUUCUGAUUGGCUAGGCCUGGCUCCCCAGUGGGUUGGCCUGGCUCCAAGUGGGUGGGCCUAUGCCCACCCAUGGCUGCGCCCCUGCCCAGUCAUGUGAAAUCAAUAGAUUAGGGCCUAAAUAAUUUAUUUCAAUUGACUGAUUUACUUAUAUGAACUGUAACUCAGUAAAAUCGUUGAAAUGGUUGCGUGUUGCGUUUAUAUUUUUCAAAUAAAGGUCAAUUUUAGGCCUUUUCUGGUUUGAGCUCAAGGCAGUCAUUGAUCGUGAUACAGUCUGAUUUUAUAUCCCAUGUCAUGUUAUAUAAUGUUAAUUUUGUUAUCGUCAAGCUGCAGCCUGGUGCAGGCCUUUUUUCUUAGGUCCCGAACUGUGUAUUUGAUCAUUGUGCGUAUUUGUGUGUAUGUAAACUGAGCUAAUAACCCUAGCUAAUAACCCUUUAUCUACUCUCUUGACAGUGUGUUUUGUACCUUUGGUCGCUGAAAAUCCUCUACCCAAAGACGCUAUUUUUACUGCGAGGAAACCACGAAUGUAGACAUUUGACAGAAUACUUCACCUUCAAACAAGAAUGUGAGUACUCUCCAGAGAUGUUCUAUUUCUUUCUGUGUCAUCUCAUGCAUUGUUCCUUGAGAGGCUAUGAAAUGAUUCUUGAAAAACGAAAGCAUGCCACAUUAGAGAUAAGUAGUGGAUGGGUGGUUAGAGUGGAGGUCUCCCAUGAGGAGGAGCAGGCAGGAGGCUUCAAGGACAUGUAUACCUGAGAGAGUUGCAGCAGAGUUGACUGGAAACUAUUUCUGUAUCUUCUCCGGUGGCACAUCACCAUGGUUACCAAUGCUGUGAAAGGUUGGGGAUUAGGAGUUAAUGAAAAAACACUGCAUGGCAUACAUGCACACACACACACACACAAACAAAGAUGAAACAGAGCGAGCCUUGGGAGAAGGGUAAGAAGGUGUUGUGAUGAAUAUCAGAGAUCCCUGAGAUGGGAAGGAAUAGGACAGAAGGUAGAGGUGUUCUCUGGGUCUCGAUACAUCCACGGAGAAGUGCAUGAUGGGAGUCAUCUUGUUCUUCUCUGCUCAGUUGGAUCACACAAUACAGUAUAUCUUCUUGAGAGAGGAUGGUUGGAUGUUAUUAUGAAAAAAGUACAAAAAUGUAUGCACUCACUACUGUAAGUCGCUCUGGAUAAAAGUGCCUGCUAAAUGACUAAAAUGUAAAUGUUCUUGAGUGUGAGAUCUUGUGUUUGUUCUUACUUGGAGUAUCUAUUCCAGGCUGAAAUCUCUCUUACGUGUGAAUCAUGCAUUAAUGUCAAUGGACAGCUUAUGUAACAAUUGAAGUUAUUAGCCCAUAUCUCACAUCAGGAUUCCACCUUGAUGGAUGAUGAAUGUGGUCCCUGAGGUCCCUGUCUGUAUCAUUGUACUGAUCCAGUUGUUUCUGUCUGUCGCUCUCUGUGGUGGACAGGUAAAAUCAAGUACUCGGAGCAGGUGUAUGACUCAUGCAUGGACGCUUUUGACUGCCUUCCCCUGGCUGCCCUCAUGAACCAGCAGUUUCUGUGUGUCCACGGAGGACUCUCACCAGAAAUACACACCUUAGAUGACAUAAAGAAGGUACUGAACCAGCACCAUGGCACUGACAAGCCAUGCAUAGGAAAAUCACAUGAACUGUGUUUCAUGUCUUUGUAUACUUGAGUACAGCACUUUGUGUGUGUGCAUGCGUGCGUACCUGCGAGCGUGCUUACCUGUGUGCGUGAGUGAUCGUUGUUUUUGUGUUCGAAUAUUUGCGUGUUUGCUUGUGUUUGAAUUCAGUAUGUUUCUCUCUGCUGUAGAUAGACCGGUUCAAGGAGCCUCCAGCGUUUGGGCCCAUGUGUGACCUACUGUGGUCUGACCCUCUGGAGGACUUUGGCAAUGAGAAAACCCAGGAGUACUUCAGCCACAACACAGUCCGAGGCUGCUCCUACUUCUACAGGUCAGCUCUCUCUCUCUCCACCUCAACACUUUCUUUCUUUCAUAACUAUUCCUCAUGUUUUUAAGCCAUCAAUUAUCACUCUCUGAUCUGUCGACCAAACAAUUACCUCCAAACCAAACAGCAUGAAUCCUAUCUCAAAUUGUACACACACAGGGACAUACAGCACGUACAUACAAUACACACCCCCAAUGUGCAUCUGUGUUGCCGUGGUUCUGUAUCCUGUCAGCCAUAGUGUGUGGCAUCAUAUGUCAUGUCUGUGUGAGAUGCAGCCGCUGCACUGACCUACUUUCUGGGUGCCGAGGGAAUUUGGGCGGAAAGCCUUGGAUGUAUAGGGGCUGCAUACCGUAGGCUCUCCAGGAGCUCAGGGCACGGCCAUUAUUCUGGUUUUUUUCUUUCCUGCGCAAAUCUUUGAACACUUAAAUAUUUCACACGCUGAUGACAACUUAGAUGGGGCGUGGCUGUGGGGAGGGGUAGAGGGGAUGGUGGUGGUAGGAUGGAAUGGAUGGAGAUUUUGGUAUAAUACAUGGCUGUGGUAGGUGAAUACUCAUUAGAGGCUUUUUUUACACACAGAAACAAGUGCACACCUCAGGUCAUUGGUCUGUCAGUUUGAGAGGGGGCAUAUAGUAUCCUUGGUGAUAGUAGGUGGUAUUGGUGGAUCUCAGCUAACUUAUGUCCAUGUUUUAAAAAGGCUUUGUGUCCUUUUGUGGACUGUAUCAUUCUGACUGACCACAGCAAUACAUUAAGGGAACUAUCAGACAGCCACAUAACACUGAAUGUAGUCCCACCCAGCAUCCUUGUUAGGUGGUGGACUGAGCUUGUUUUGAUAUGAUGAGGUGAAAGCCCUAUGGUCUGGUUUGUCAGUGAGGACAAUAGUGUCUUCGGGGAACAGUUCAGUAAUGCGUCUCAUCAGUCCCCCUGUAACGCUAAGGUUUCAGCACCUGAAGGUUUUACCACUACAGUGGUCCAGAGAAACACCUCAGUAGCCAAAUCUGACACAGGAAUGAGAGACCCCCUUCUCUGACCAACUGAGCCAUGGAUUAAAAAACUGCAGCACAUUUGGGUCAAUCAAUAUGUAGGCUUGAGUCAUCAGUGUGUGCAUAACAAUAGUUUAUAACCAUUGUGAAAGUAAUCUUUUAUUUUCAGAUUUUGAUCAUUUACAACAGCAAUUUGCAUGUUUUAUUCAUGCUGAUUGUAGUCUCUCUUUUUUCUGUUGAUGAUCUCAUUGUGGUCCUCUGUAGCUCAGCUGGUAGAGCACGGUGCUUGUAACGCCAAGGUAGUGGGUUCGAUCCCCGGGACCACCCAUACACAAAUAUGUAUGCACGCAUGACUGUAAGUCGCUUUGGAUAAAAGUGUCUGCUAAAUGGCAUAUUAUUAUUAAAUGGCAUAUUAUUGUAUAUAGUGGAAGUAGCAUAGGGAAGCACUGUCAUAAUUAUCAGAGAGCUAGCUAGCAUCCAAGGCCGGAUUAAGAAAUCAUAGGCCCCAGGCUGUCUACACUCAUUGAGAUCGGGCUCCUGAGUCUUCCUGGGGUUGGCAGUUGCAGUGAAAAAAUAAAAAAGAUAUACUACAUACAGUGCAUUCGGAAAUUAUUCAGACCCCUAGACUUUUUCCACAUUUUGUUACGUUACAGCCUUAUUCUAAAAUUGAUUAAAUCGUUCAUCAAUCUACACACAAUACCCCAUAAUGACAAAGCAAAAGCAGGUUUUUAGAUUUUUUUGCAAAUGUAUAAAAAUAAUUUAAAAAAACGGAAAUAUCACAUUUACAUAAGUAUUCAGACCCUUUACUCAGUACUUUGUUGAAGCACCUUUGACAGCGAUUACAGCCUCAAGUCUUCUUGGGUAUGACGCUACAAGCUUGGCACACCUGUAUUUGGGGAGUUUCUCCCAUUCUCUGCAGAUCCUCUCAAGCUCUGUCAGGUUUGAUGGGGAGCAUCGUGCAAAGCUAUUUUCAGGUCUCUCCAGAGAUGUUCGAUCGGGUUCAAGUCCAGGCUCUGGCUGGGCCACUCAAGGACAUUCAGAGACUUGUCCCAAAGCCACUCCUGCGUUGUCUUGGCUGUGUGCUUAGGGUUGUUGUCCUGUUGGAAGGUGAACCUUCGCCCCAGUCUGAGGUCCUGAGCGCUCUGGAGAAGGUUUUCAUCAAGGAUCUCUCUGUACUUUGCUCCGUUCAUCUUUCCCUUGAUCCUGACUAGUCUCCCAGUCCCUGCUGCUGAAAAACAUCCCCACAGCAUGAUGUUGCCACUACCAUGUUUCACAGUAGGGAUGGAACCAGGUUUCCUCUAGACGUAACGCUUGGCAUAUAGGCCAAAGAGUUCAAUUUUGGUUUCAGCGGACCAGAGAAUCUUGUUUCUCAUGGUCUGCGAGUCUUUAGGUGCCUUUUGGCAAACUCCAAGCGGGCUGUCAUGUGCCUUUUACUGAGGAGUGGCUUCCAUCUGGCCACUUUACCAUAAUGGCCUGACUGGUGGAGUGCUGCAGAGAUGGUUGUCCUUCUGAAAGGUUCUCCCAUCUCCACAGAGGAACUCUGGAGCUCUAUCAGAGAGACCAUCGGGUUCUUGGUCACCUCCCUGACCAAGGCCCUUCUUCCCCGAUUGCUCAGUUUGGCCGGGAGGCCAGCACUAGGAAGAGUCUUCUUCCAUUUAAGAAUGAUGGAGGCCACUGUGUUCUUGGGGACCUUCAUUGCUGCAGAAUUGUUUUCAUACCAUCCCUAGAUCUGUGCCUCGACACAAUCCUAUCUCGAAGCUCUACAGACAAUUCCUUCGACCUUAUGGCUUGGUUUUUGCUCUGACAUGCACUGUCAACUGUGGGACCUUCAAUAGACAGGUGUGUGCCUUUCCAAAUCAUGUCCAAUCAAUUGAAUUUACCACAGGUGGACUCCAAUGAAGUUGGAGGAUGCACCUGAUCUCAAUUUCGAGUCUCAUAGCAAAGGGUCUGAAUAGUUAUGUAAAUAAGGUAUUUAAGUUUUUUAUUUUUAAUAAAUUUGCAAACAUUAAAAAAUAAACGUUUUCGCUUUGUCAUUAUGGGGUUUUGUGUGUAGAUUGAAAAAUAAAUGUAAUCCAUUUUAGAAUAAUAAUAUAACGUAACAAAAUGUAUAAUAAUGUAACAAAAUAAUAACGUAACAAAAUGUGGAAAAAGUCAAGGGGUCUGAAUACUUUCCGAAGGCAUUGUAUAUAAUAUAUACUGUACAUAUAAUAUAUACAGUAUAUCUUUCCUUAAUAAUUUCUUCUUUUUUUCUGCCUCUUGGGCUCCCCACGGACCUGGGCCCAAGGGCGUCAGCCCCAGUAAGCUCCUACAUUAAUCGUGCCCUUCUAGCAUCAACCACUGCUGUUUCAAAGACAUGCUUUUUUCAAAAUUAGCACCUUGUUUGGUUCUUUCAAUCCCUGUGAAUAUGCCUGCAGAAGAAACACAUUGGAUGCUCCGUUUUGUGUCUGCAACUGGAGGCAUGAAACAUUGGUGUGAGAGGGAAAAAACAAUGAAGUCUUGGGAAAUUGAUUUAAAUAGAUUUUACUAUAAGCCUACACAUACUAUGAUUAUUAACCAUAUACACAUCCUGGCUUCUUAACAUCUGUUAAGCUCAUAGAUUGAGAGGUACAAUUGGAGCUUCAGGAAUUGGAAUGGAAUCAAGCUGAAUCUGUAUCAGUGCUAGUGGGGGUUGUGAGGUUAAAGGAGAGUAAUGUAGAGGAGAUGAGAGGGGGAGUAGACAAGUACAUAGGGAUCUCCUACUCCAAACCAGGCAGUUGAAAUGCACCGUGGGUGAGCCGAGUCGAGCGUGGAAUAAAAGAAGGGCCAGUAUCAACUCAACACUGCCAUCUAUCCCACAAUCCCCCUGGGGCUCUGCAAUGAGCUGUUGCUAUGACAACUCACUCCUCCAGCCCAAACUGGAGCGAGUGAUAGGAAGAGGGAGAGCUACAAGGGAAGGAGUGAUCUGUGUAGAGGGAAGAGAGAGAGGUGGAGGACCAAUGCCGUCAAGCAGGCCAUCUCGUUAACAGUAUGCCUACAGGAGGGGAAAAUGUACCAAUCCUAACACAUUUCCUAUCGGGUAGAACUGACAGCCAGUUAGCCGUCAAAUGAGAGCUGACAUGAUGGUUUGUUGUGUUUUUUAAGGCCCAGUGAGUGGCAUUAAGUUGCUUUGGGUGAUCUGUGAGCCAUGUGCUGGGCUGGGAUGGGCUGGUACGUCUUACAUCAUGCUGAGCAGUGAUGCUCUGCACUGUUUUGUUGUAGGACAAUGUCAAUGUUCUACUCUGUGUCUGGACCAGGGGUGUCAUGCUCAGUCAUGCUCUGUUUCGUGAAUGUAAUAUGCAGAAAAUAAUGUUUUGGCACUGUGUAUUCAGUUGAAUUGAAUGUGUAUGCUCUGUUACACAAUACUUCUGCGUUCGGCAUGUUGUUCGGUUCUAUAGGUCAGGCUGUGUUGCUCUGUGAUAUGUGUCAAAAAGUGUGAAUGUAUAUAUGACAUCCCUAAACCCUCUAUCGCUCUCUUUUCUGCCUUGUAGUUAUCCAGCUGUAUGUGAUUUCCUACAGAACAAUAACUUAUUAUCAGUCAUCCGAGCACAUGAAGCACAAGAUGCUGGGUAUGUACCCCUACAUCUCUCGCUCUCUCGCUCUCUCUCUCUCUCUCUCACACUUUUCAGUAGCUUUGAUACAAUUCAUGAUUUAUCCAGAUUAUUAACUUGAAAACACCUCUCACUCUCUAUCUGUUGGUUUCCUAUAGCUACCGGAUGUACCGGAAGAGCCAGACCACCGGCUUCCCCUCCCUCAUCACCAUCUUCUCAGCGCCAAAUUACCUUGAUGUUUACAACAACAAAGGUCAGUCUAUCUGCUCCAUGUAUUUGUAGUGCUACUGUAUGAGUCUAUGUGAACCAGUAAAUACUUGUAGUGAAUGUAUGCUGGAACAAGUGUUUGUUGGUGGGUGGUGUUCAAUGUGUGGCUUGUGGAGAUGGAUAGUGGGACAUGGGGAGAGCGUGGGAGGGACUGUCGGUAUGACUGACUAUCUCCAUGUGGCUUUAUCUCUCCUGAUGGAACUGUAAUAGCACUUCUGGGGCUCAAGAGGGGCACCUAGUGGUUGAUCCUCUCAUCUCCUUUCUCUCUAUGUGUCUCUGCCUGUCUCUGUUUCUUCUUGUGCCUCUGUUUCCCUCUCACUCUGUCUCUUCCUCUGCCUCUGUCUGUCUCUGUGUUUCUGUGUCUGUCUCUGCCUCUGUCUGUCUCUGCCUCUGUCUGUUUCUGUGUCUGUCUCGGUCUGUCUCUGCCUCUGUCUGUCUCUGUGUUUCUGUGUCUGUCUCUGCCUCUGUCUGUCUCUGCCUCUGUCUGUCUCUGCCUCUGUCGGUCUCUGCCUCUGUCGGUCUCUGCCUCUGUCGGUCUCUGCCUCUGUCGGUCUCUGCCUCUGUCGGUCUCUGCCUCUGUCGGUCUCUGUCGGUCUCUGUCGGUCUCUGUCGGUCUCUGCCUCUGUCGGUCUCUGCCUCUGUCGGUCUCUGCCUCUGUCGGUCUCUGCCUCUGUCUGUGUGCGUUUCUGUCUCUGCCUCUGUCUGUUUCUGUGUCUGUCUCUUUCUCACACACACCCACACAAACAUAUCAAGAUCUGCACCCCCAUGUUGCUCCAGCCUAGUAUCUCCUUGCCACUUACGAGCCAUUGUGUUAUAAGAGCUCUGCUCUUGGUAUGAUUUUAUGAUUAUUACAUAUUUUUCAUUGUGGCGGUGUUUUAUAAAGUUAUUAAAAGAAAUGGUGUGUUUUUAGAUGUCAUGGAUUGUGUUACAUCUUUUAGUAAAAAGGUUUCUUCCUAUAGCCUAUAGCAUCUGUUUGUCAAGAGAAUAAACUAAAAUAUCAUGCUUAUACUGUAUAUAGUGGAAGUAGCAUAGGGAAGCAUUGUCAUACUUAUCCUAGAGCUAGCUAGCAUCAGCCACUGCUGUUUCAAAUACAUGCUUUAAAUGUUUUUACAAAAAUCUCUGAAUAUGCCUGGGGAAGAAGCACAUCAGAUGCUCCGUGUUCUGUCUGCAACUGAAGACAUUAAACGUUGGUGUGAGAGGGAAAAAACUAUGCCGUCUUGGGAAUUGACAGGAUUUCAAACUUAUUUUCAUGCAUAUGCUUGCAGCAAAAUAACGCAUGCUGCGUCAUUCAUAUAGAAGUGGGCUCAAAAUGGAGAAUGUUGAUAUUGAACAGUGAGCUGGAAGACAUACAGGGCUUUAAUAAUGUAUCACUCAACACACUGAUGGUCAUUUUUACUGUAUUGUUUCUGUAUAUCUACAUGUUUCAAGCAGACCACCAUAGUCCCUGUGCUCAAGAACACUAAGGUAACCUGCCUAAAUGACUACUGACCCGUAGCACUCACGUCUGUAGCCAUGAAGUGCUUUGAAAGGCUGGUCAUGGCUCACAUCAACACCAUUAUCCCAGAAACCCUAGACCCACUCCAAUUUGCAUACCGCCCCAACAGAUCCACAGAUGAUGCAAUCUCUAUUGCGCUCCACACUGCCCUUUCACACCUGGACAAAAGGAACACCUAUGUGAGAAUGCUAUUCAUUGACUACAGCUCAGCGUUCAACACCAUAGUGCCCUCAAAGCUCAUCACUAAGCUAAGGACCCUGGGACUAAACACCUCCCUCUGUAACUGGAUCCUGGACUUCCUGACGGGCCGCCCCCAGGUGGUAAGGGUAGGUAACAACACAUCCGCCACGCUGAUCCUCAACACGGGGGCCCCUCAGGGGUGCGUACUCAUUCCUCUCCUGUAUUCCCUGUUCACUCAUUACUGCAUGGCCAGGCACGACUCCAAGACCAUCAUUAAGUUUGUCGAUGACACAACAGUGGUAGGCCUGAUCACCGACAACGACGAGACAGCCUUUAGGGAGGAGGUCAGAGACCUGGCCAUGUGGUGCCAGGACAACAACCUCUCCCUCAACGUGAUCAAGACAAAGGAGAUGAUUGUGGACUACAGGAAAAAGAAGAGGACCGAGCACACCCCCAUUCUCAUCGACGGGGCUGUAGUGGAGCAGGUUGAGAGCUUCAAGUUCCUUGGUGUCCACAUCACCAACAAACUAACAUGGUCCAAGCACACCAAGACAGUCGUGAAGUGGGCACGACAAAACCUAUUCCCCCUAAGGAGACUGAAAAGAUUUGGCAUGGGUCUUCAGAUCCUCAAAAGGUUCUACAGCUGCACCAUCGAGAGCAUCCUGACUGGUUGCAUCACUGCCUGGUAUGGCAACUGCUCGGCCUCCGACCGCAAGGCACUACUACCCCCCCCCCCCCCUUUUACACUGCUGCUACUCUCUGUUUAUUAUCCAUGCAUAGUCACUUUAAUAACUCUACCUACAUGUACAUCAUUUAUUACCUCAAUUACCUCGACUAACCGGUGCCCCCGCACAUUGACUUGGUACCGGUACCCCCUGUAUAUAGCCUCACUAUUGUUAUUUUACUGCUGCUCUUUAAUUAUUUGUUACUUUUAUUUUGUAUUAUAUUAUAUUGUAGUUUCUUGUGUGAUUUUUUUUUUGGUAUUCUUUCUUAAAACUGCAUUGUUGGUUAAGGGCUUGUAAGUAAGCAUUUCACUGUAAGGUCUACACAUGUUGUAUUCGGCGCAUGUGACAAAUACCAUUUUAUUUUAUUAUUAUUUUGUGUAGUAUGUGUGUAUCCAUGUAGAUGCAGACAUGUUUAUGUUAACGUGACCCUCUCUGUUGUUCUCCCUCCACAGCUGCAGUACUGAAGUAUGAGAACAAUGUGAUGAACAUCCGGCAGUUCAACUGCUCCCCUCAUCCCUACUGGCUGCCCAACUUCAUGGACGUGUUCACCUGGUCCCUGCCCUUUGUGGGGGAGAAGGGUACCACUACCACCUUUUCUCAUUCAUUAGUAGCACAUGUAUUUGUGUAAUGACUAAUUGCUGUGCUGUGCUGUGCUGAUUAAUACUGGUUAAUCACAUUGACCUAAGUUAGGGGUUCCCCAACCUUUUCUGCACACAACCCCAAAUUGACACUAGAAAAUGCAGAGGACCCCAUUUUGAUUUUUUAAAUGUAUUUCCUGACCCCAAGUUUGUGUUGAGAAUAAUCUUAAUUUGAUAGUCUAUACAAACAUAGUCUAUACCAACAUUAAGCAUGACACUGGCAGGGCUCUCAGACUGAUACGCUAAGCGAUGACUUUGUCCUUCAAUAUUUACCCUCUUACUACAUUUUAUCAUAAACAAAUAUGUAUGGCAGCACCCUCAUCUGAGAACCUUUGACCCUUCUCCAGUCACAGAGAUGCUGGUGAACGUGUUGAGCAUCUGCUCUGACGACGAGCUCAUGAAUGACGGAGACGACCAAGAGAUCCUCGACGGUGAGUCACUCAUAUACUGUACUGUUAAGAGUCCAAUGCAGCCCUUUUUAUCUCAAUAUCAAAUCAUUUCUGGGUAACAAUUAAGUACCUUAACUGGUCAAAAAGAAACAAAAAUAGCUUCUUAGCAAAGAGCAAUUUCUCAAGCAAGAAUUUUGCUAGGACUGUCUGGGAGGGGAAAACUGAAAGGUUUGGAACUCUCUUUCUUAUUGGUCUAUUAACUAAUUGAAUUGAAUUCAGGCAGUCUUUUCAUAUAGCUCUUACACUAAAAGGGCAUCAUAAUUUUCACAAUUUCACAGUAUUAUUCCAACCUCAUAGUGUGGAAAUAUAUAUAAAACCAGGAAAAUCUAGUUUUUGACUGCACUGGGCCUUUAAGAAUCCAUUAGCGCUAUAGUGUCUCACAUUCCCCUCCCUGGCAUAGAUCCUGAUAAACAAUUAAAAACAUGUUAUUCGUAUAUUAAAUGUCCUCUGGGUAUUUGUUUGUUAUGAGGGGCUCUUUGAAUUACCUGUAAAGAAUAUAAAUGUAUCACUUCAAUGUGGCCCACAGACUUCACUCCUGAUAUCUGAAAAUGAGUGUUCCCUCUUUCUAGCCAACGCAGCUGCAGCUCGGAAGGAGGUGAUCAGGAACAAGAUCCGCGCCAUUGGGAAAAUGGCCACGAUGUUCAAAGUGCUUCGGUGAGAACGUUCUUCACCUCACGUCACAUGAGCUGUUAUACAUGAACAUAUCUCUAAUAUGGAAUAUAGAGUUAUUACAAUCGAGUGGCUAUACAGUAGAAGCCUAAAUGAGUGAACUUUGUGGAUGCCCUCUGACCUGUGUGUGGUGAUGUGUGCCCUGCAGGGAGGAGAGCGAGAACGUGUUGACACUGAAGGGUCUGACGCCUACUGGCAUGCUGCCCAGCGGGGUGCUCUCCGGGGGCAAACAGACCCUACAGAGUGGUGAGGAAGAGGCCCAAGCCAGGCCAGGGCUUUUCUAUCCUUCUCUCCUCCCCUCCUCCCCAGUCUAUCCGUUCCUCUUUCUUUCACUGUGACUCUUACUCUCUUUCUGUCACAGUCUCCGUCGCUCUCCGUCUCUCCCUGGGUCUUUGUCUUCGUAUCCGUCCUCUGGUCCCUUUGUUUCUGACCCAGGUUUGGGCAGCCACCCGUGACUCUGCAGGACUGCGGAUUCUGCCCCCUUUAGCUAUAGCUCGACACUAGAGAGAGACAGACAGUAAUCUCACCUGUAUUUACUCCCAUCGAGUUGCCCUUUGAAAAGCUGGGUGAGGUGUCUGUGGCCCUCCAGAGUCACUCUAGCCCAGCCCUGGGCUGUUCAUCAGUCCUUUGGUCACUCAGUAUGUUGUGUGCUACAGAGACUGGAGUGGGCUGCUGGUCCAUGGCACUCCUCUGAUCCAGCCUGCCUGGCUGUGUUGCUGGGUUAAAUGUGUCUCUUGCUGGUCUCUCGCUAGCUGCCUACCUACCGCCAGGGGCUGCAUUCUGCAUCUGCAUGGCUUUGUCAGAAGUAACCUGCUCCCCUCCUUUCCCCCCCCAGCCACCACCGAGGCCAUCGAAGCCAUCGACACAGAAACUGAGGAUGGAGAAGGUAAAGCUGCGUCCCCCACCCCACCCCUCUCAGCAGGCUUGCCUGCAGGACAUGCAUUGGGUCAACUACCCAUCAGUGACAAUAGCAGUUCAUAUUCAGCCUGCAUCAAACAUCUCAGGGGGACAGUUGGAUUUAGAAUGGGUAGCACGGAACUUUGCAGUACCUUGAUUACAAGAGAUAUCAAUGUAAAUAUCUCAACUAUAUAAAUUAUGAUGUAAGGGUCAAGAUAUAUAACUUACAAUAAUUACAUGGUGUGCUCAUGAAAAACAAAGCUUUUUCACAAGUUUGAUUGUUUGAUACCUUACAUAAAAAUACAAACACACAUAUAUAAACAAAUAUACCGGUACAUAUAAACACAUGGAUUUGUAUGUAAGUAAUUUAAGCCAUGCAAAGUGAGGUGCUACCAAGAGCUGCAUGAUGGUUUUGGGUACCUUUUUAUGCUCAGGCAUGAUUCCUUCUUUAAUUUUUGGGAUUUGGCUUAUCUUCCGCCCCCAUCUGGUUCGAAGAUGCAUCGCAUGCAGGGAGAACAGGACACAGGCGAGCGCAAUGGCUGAAAUACAGUAUGCAUCAUGAUGUCAACUGAAUGGUAUCAUGAGCGUGAUGCUAUCUGUGUGAACCAUAGAGUCCCUGGACACUUAAUGCCCAUUUGACAGCUACAGUUAAACAACUGCCUGCAUCACGACAGGGUUAAGUGAACGGGCAUGAACUAACACACUAUCAGGACUACGUAUGUAGCAGUGGAGGCGGCUGAGGGGAGGACGGCUCAUAAUAAUGGCUGGAAUGGAGUCAAUGGAGUGGUAUCAAUCACAUGGAAACCAAGUCUUUGAUGUGUUUGAUACCAUUCCAUUGACUCCAUUCCAGCUAUUAUUAUGAGCCGUCCUCCCCUCACCAGCCUCCUCUGGUAUGUAGUAUGUCAUGCUUAUGCCAUGUAGCUGCUAGUGUAAUGUCAUGUUGGCUUCAUGAUGCAUAAUAAUAACAACAGUAAAAGAAGGGUGCCCUUCGGGUAAAGGAGGGCGCUAUUAUGGUAAACAAGGGUCCCAUUUUAGUAAAGGAGGGUGCCAUUCUAAUAAACAAAUGUGCUAUUCUAGUAAACGAGGGUGCAAUUCUAAUAAACAAAUGUGAUAUUCUAGUAAACGAGGGUGCUAUUCUAAUAAACGAAUGUGCUAUUCUAGUAAACAAGGGUGCCAUUUUAGUAAAGGAGGGUGCUGGGUGCUAUUGUAGUAAACAAGGGUGUCAUUCUAAUACAGGACAGGAGGGUGCUAUUAUAGCCAUGGUUUCUCUGAGUGGCUGUGUGAGAGUCGUUCAUUCAUUCUCUCAGAUGUUUCUCUUAGAUGAGCCUGUGAAUAUCCAAAGGGUUCUGGUAUCACUCUGUCCACAAUUAAAUCUAUUCAUUAUCUAUUCUUUAUCUUACUCUAAGCUGUGUUCGGAUGUUGUCUUUCUAGACUUGUGUCAAAUGAUCUUUGAAUUCACAAUGCUAACUUUUACUGCUGUGUGACAUGAGAACGCUAUGUUUAAGUGACUGAAAUAUUGUGUAAUGUUCUAUUACGUUUGGGCCAAGUAUGGUACUUACCAAUAAUAUUUUAUAAUUUGAGCGUGCACAAAGAGGUAUUUCAAAGGAUUUAAAAUCAAGGUUUAUUAUUGACAUCCCCUGUGUGUCCCCUCUCUCCUCCCACCUGUCCCUCCCUCAGCCAUCCGUGGAUUCUCUCCCCAGCAUAAGAUCGCCAGCUUCGAAGAAGCCAAGGGGCUAGACCGUAUCAACGAGCGCAUGCCCCCCCGCAGAGUCGGGGUCAACCAUGUGGGACAGUCCAUGGGCAAGAUGAACAUGUCCGAGGCCAACGGCACGGACGACAAUGACAAUGACACCAGCAACAUCCAGUGAUGCUGAGGCCUGCCCCAGAGCCCAUGCCACUGCUGCGCUGUGCGGCAAGACAUCGCCAAAUCGUGAUAUCAGGCCUCAGAAUAAAGAUACAACAAAACACACCCACAGACACAACACAACAUCUGCAUCAGCCGCUGCUGCUCCUACAUCCAAUUAGAGAAACUAAUCAAAUGUUAAAUCUCUUGUACAAAUGGGUAAGGUGGUAUAUUUUUUGACGCCAGGUCACCACAUGGGGGAACUGAGCUCAGAAGGGGAGGUUUUCCCGCUCUUUGGUCUGUGGAUUGGGAGGGGCUAGUGGGGUCAGAGUUUAGGGAAGGGACAUGGAGGAGGAGAGGAGAGGCGAGUGGGGCAGGAUGCAGGGGACCUUGUUGGGAUGAGAACCAGGGGUGUGGUCCUGUGGGUGUGUCUGCUGUUCCCUCUCUCAGUCCAAUCACAGACCGAGUGGGCGAGGUUUAG